GCCAGCCCAGGCCUACAGAGCUGCCCGGGACAGAGGCAGUCAAGGACUUAGUCCCAGGACAGCCGGAGGAGAGCUGACAGACCCUACCAAAGGUUGUCGGCACCUGUGCUCAGAGCAGAACCUCAAGGCAGCAAGGGGAGAAGUGUCCCUCCUGAUACACCGGGAAGAUCCAGAAUGGAGAGCCCUGUGCACCGAGUAUCCCUGGGGGACACCUGGAGCAGGCGAGUGCACCCCGACAUAGACAGCGAAAGACGCUUGCAGCCCUUCAGUGUGGAGCGGCUCACUAGCAUCCUUGAUGGAAGUGUCCAGAACACUGUGCUGAGGAGGAGAGUUGAAAGCAUCAUCCAAGCUGACCCAGUGUUCGACUUGAGGAAUGUUUACUUCAUGACUGAUGCUGAGCAAUACGAGGAUGCAGUUCAAAAGAAAUUCCACCUUGAGAUGCUGGCCCGGCGUCUGGGCUGGUCAGAAGGAGGACUUGAACGCAAUUAUGCUAACAAAGCCCUUUCUGGAUACACCAACCUCAGCUUACAUGGUGUUGCCAUGAAUGCUAUCAGAAGCCUGGGCUCAGAUGAGCAGAUUGCUAAAUGGGACCAACUCAGCAAAAACUUCCAAAUCAUCGCAACGUAUGCCCAGACAGAGCUGGGACACGGGACAUACCUGAAGGGCCUGGAGACUGAAGCCACCUAUGACGCAGCCACCCAGGAGUUUGUGAUCCACAGUCCUACAAUAACUUCUGCCAAGUGGUGGCCCGGGGACUUGGGACGGUCUGUUACCCAUGCUGUGGUCCUAGCCCAGUUGAUCUGCUCAGGAGCCCAGCAUGGCAUGCAUGCCUUCAUCGUGCCCAUCCGGAGCCUACAGGACCAUACCCCAUUGCCAGGAAUCACAGUUGGAGACAUAGGGCCCAAGAUGGGCUUGGAACACGUAGACAACGGCUUCCUGCGACUGAACCACAUGAGGGUUCCCAGAGAGAACAUGCUCAGUCGCUUUGGAGAGGUCUUGCCAGAUGGUACCUACCGGAGGCUGGGGACAGCACAGAGCAAUUAUCUUCCCAUGUUGGUGACACGGGUGUGGCUGCUGUUUACAGCAAUCUUGCCCUUCUUCCAGAAGUCUUGCGUCAUUGCUGUGCGCUACUCAGUCAUCCGCCACCAGUCUCGUCUUCGGCCUAGUGACCCAGAGGCAAAAAUCCUGGACUACCAGACACAGCAGCAAAAACUCCUUCCUCAGCUCGCCCUAAGCUAUGCCUUCCAUUUCACGGCCACCAGCCUCUUGGAAUUCUUCCACAGCUCCUACAGUGCCAUUCUGAAGAGGGACUUCAGCCCCCUGCCUGAGCUCCAUGCACUGAGCACUGGUAUGAAGGCCAUGUUUUCAGACUUCUGUGCCCAGGGGGCAGAGAUAUGUCGCAGGGCCUGCGGUGGUCAUGGCUACUCAAAGCUGAGCGGUCUGCCAACACUGGUCACUGGAGUGAUAGCCUCUUGCACGUAUGAGGGUGAGAACACGGUGCUCUAUCUGCAAGUGGCCAGGUUUCUGAUGAAGAGCUACCUUCAGGCUCAGGCGUCCCCCACAUCACGGAAGCCUCUCCCUCAGUCUGUCAUGUAUCUUGCCUCACCAGGGCCAUCCAGGUGCCCAGCCCAGACAGCAGCUGACUUCCUCUGCCCAAACAUCUAUACCACAGCCUGGGCACAUGUGUCUGCCAGGCUUAUAAAGGAUGCGGUACACCAUACACAGUCCCUCAUGAGAUCUGGGCUUGACCAGCAUGACGCCUGGAACCAGACUGCUGUCAUACACCUUCAGGCCGCCAAGGCUCACUGCUACUACAUCACUGUGAGGAGUUUUAAGGAAGCUGUGGAGAAACUAGACAAUGAGCCGGAGAUUCAGCAGGUGCUCCAGCGUCUCUGUGACCUCUGUGCCUUAUACGGCAUUCUGAUGAACUCAGGUGAUUUUCUGCAUGAUGGCUUCCUGUCUGGGGCCCAAGUGGACAUGGCAAGAGCAGCCUUCCUAGGCCUGCUUCCCUUGAUCCGGAAGGAUGCUAUCUUGUUAACUGAUGCUUUUGACUUCACGGAUCAUUGUUUGAACUCAGCACUCGGUUGUUAUGAUGGACAUGUCUACGAACGUCUGUUUGAGUGGGCUCAGAAGUCACCAGCCAAUACUCAGGAGAACCCUGCCUAUGGGAAAUAUAUCCGUCCGCUGCUGCAAGGCUGGAGUCCCAAGCUGUGAGAAGCCAAAGUACUGAAGACCAAGAAGCACUAAGGCAGAAUCUUGGAACAGUCUCACAGAGAAGAGGAAAAGGGUGUCUUGUCUGCCCUAGAGCCAAAACCGCAGAGGUCCACAAUUUCCCUAAAACAGGGAAGUUGUCAUGCAAUGCUCACCAACUAGAAAGUCUCCCAUAAUUAGCACAGUCCUUCCUGCAAGUAACCUUCAAGCAACAGAAUCACAUCAACCCCCAAAACCAAAAUCAAAUGUGUACACAUUGUCCCAACUGUUUCCAAUCCUUCACUGCAAUCUCUGUCUUCUCAGAACUAAACUUAUGUUUGAUGAUUACAUUUGUGGGUUACCACAGUACACCAGGGUAAAAUGGCUGCAAUCAUUUCGUCCCCAAGCGGGAAUGAGUCAUAUUCAUAGAUGUGACAGUUAUAGUAUUCACUGUAAAUACUAUCUGAAAAGUUUUGCACUCUUUAGAGAAGACUGCUUAUCUCCAGUGACACAGCUAGCUUUAUGGACUACAAUGUAAACUUCCACUGAGUCCUUUCAACUCUAUCACACAUGUGCUAUAAGUGGUUUAAUGACAUAAACAAUGGAUAUUUUCAACAAAGAAUAUGAUUUUUCCCUACAAAGCAAUAAAUACAACCCUUAAUGUUCA
Molecule: messenger RNA, 2857 nt
Organism: Psammomys obesus (fat sand rat)
Lineage: Eukaryota; Metazoa; Chordata; Mammalia; Rodentia; Muridae
Gene: Acox2
Product: acyl-CoA oxidase 2
Exons: 16
Coding region: 175-2214 (679 amino acids)
Biological process (GO): lipid homeostasis; very long-chain fatty acid metabolic process; fatty acid beta-oxidation using acyl-CoA oxidase
Cellular component (GO): peroxisome
Molecular function (GO): FAD binding; fatty acid binding
Source: RefSeq, a predicted model, not a curated record